Messenger RNA from Conger conger (European conger), 1199 nucleotides. RefSeq names its product protein FAM110B-like. The record is from RefSeq and is a predicted model, not a curated record. NCBI's taxonomy places the organism in Eukaryota, Metazoa, Chordata, Actinopteri, Anguilliformes, Congridae. The transcript has a single exon. Bases 116 to 1180 code for a protein of 354 amino acids.
GCAGCGCAUCCGUCCAAUCGGCGGGCUUGAUGCGUGCGCGCGCGUCCGGGCAGUCCUCCGGGGAGAGCCAAUCGAGUCCAAGACGGCGGCGAGCGGGCAGGAGAGGCAUCCCAGAAUGCCCGGCGAGACGCUGCAGGCGGACGGCAAGCCGGGGGGCCCCGGGGCCGGGGGCGCGUCCUCGGCCGUCCCGCUGCGGAUCCUGAACAAGGGCCCCGAGUACUUCCGCCGCGCCAGCGAGGCCACGCCCAAACGCCUGAGCGCCGUGGAGCGCCUGGAGGCCGACAAGGCCAAGUACGUGAAGAGCCAGGAGGUGAUCAACGCCAAGCAGGAGCCCGCCUCCGGCGCCGCCCCCGGCCCCGCCCCCGGCCCCGCCUCCAGCCCCGCCCUCAAGGCCUCCAACAACAACGACGGCGGCUGUCGCCCCGGCAACCUGAACCUGGAGCUGCUGAAGAACCUGCUGAACGGCGGGGAGGCGCUGCCGCGGGCCGCGGGCCGCAAGCGCAGCUCCCGCAGCUGGGCGCCGCAGCGCUCCGAGCCCAGCGAGCUGCUGCACCGCCGCUCCUUCGCCGAGUCGCUGCGCGUCUUCCCCUCGCGCGGCCACGCCCCCAACCUCAACCUGGACCCGCCCCCGCGCUCCCGCCGGCCCUGGCUGCCGCUGUCGCACAGCUCCUCCGACGUCCGCCGCGUCUGCCGCCGGCCCACGCCGCCGCCCGACCCCCAGGCCCCGCCCCCGGCCGCCGCCCCCGAGGGCGGGGCCUGCGCGGGGGGCGGGGCCGGGGGCGGGCCCAAGCGGCCGUCGCUGCGCCGCUCGAAGUCGGACCUGAGCGAGAGGCACGCGCGCGCCCAGGCCGACCUGGAGCGCUUCUUCAACCAGUGCGGCCUGGAGCCGGACGAGCUGCAGAGCAUGCUGGGCCGGCCCGGGUCCUCCGACAUGGUGUCGCUGAACCUGCACAGCGCCAGCGCCGCCGGCUCCGAGCCGGGCGGCCGGGGGUCGCGCCGCAGCGACCAGGAGGAGGAGGAGGACUACGAGGACGAGGACGAGGAGGACCUGAUGGACGAGGAGGACGAGGAGGACCGCGUGCCCUACGGCAUCUCGGCCGUGGAGCGCAACGCCCGCGUCAUCAAGUGGCUCUACAGCAUCCGCCAGAACCGCGAGUCACAGAGGGUCUCCCACGUCUGAGAGAGAGGGAGAGGGAGAG